CGCAUCUUAUUGAUAUGGUAAAAGCAUCCAACACCACAAAUUGUUAAGGGCGAGAGAAGUUCACUCCUCAGUCCUCUCCAUGCAAAACUCUUUAAAACCCCUCCGCCACCGGCAAGUUUCGCCGUCGGCCAUCAAUCUCAGAUCAUCAGUAAAGGCGCCACCGCCUUACACGAUCUCCUUCUCUUCCAUAUAUCAAAAAAAAUAAUUAAUAAGAAGGCAAAAAUAUAAUAAUGAGUCCUUUGCAGCUCUCCGCCGCCGCAGUUAUCCUCCUAACAUGCAUCCUCUCCACCGCCUCCGCCUUCAACAUCACGCGGAUCCUAAACCGCUACCCCGAGUACGGCGUGUUCAACGAUCUCCUGACUCGGACCGGUUUAGCGACUCAUAUCAACGCGCACUCCACUAUAACCGUUUUGGCCGUGAAAAACGGCGGGAUCGGCGAUCUCUCCAGCCGCCCGAUCGACCUCGUCGACGAGAUUCUCCGGACGCACGUGAUUUUGGAUUAUUUUGAUAUCAUGAAGCUCCACCGCCUGAAGAAUCACCAGGCGAAGCUCACCACCAUGUACCAGCAGACCGGAAUCGCGGACCGGAACCAGGGGUUUUUGAACGUCACCUCCGGAAAAGACGGCAUCGUUUUCGGAUCGGCCGUUAGGCGUUCCCCUCACGACGCGCAUCUGGAGGAGGAAGUUAUGAGCCGGCCGUACAACAUCUCCGUGCUUGGCGUCUCCACCAUCAUCGUGACUCCCGGGCUCGACGACGACGACGGCCGGACGGCGCUUGCGCCGGUGGAAGCGCCGCCUCCUGACUCCGAAUCACCGGCACCGGCUCCCGCACGAAGACGCCGCCGCCGCCGGAAGCGCGCCCCUGCCCCAGCCGAGGCGGAGACUCCAGCUUCCGACGCCGACGACUCAGACUAUUCCCCGACAGAAUCUCCGGCUAACGGACCCGGCGCGGACGGACCGGAAGCCGAUUCGAUAUCCUCGGCCGGAAAGUCCGCCGCCGUUUCCCUCGGUGGUUUCUUCGUGCUGUUGUGCUCUCUGCUUGCAGCUCACUAACUUUUCUUGAAGACUGCUGAGGAUAUUAGCCAUGGCCAUGAUCGGAAGGAUACA
Messenger RNA from Ipomoea nil (Japanese morning glory), 1106 nucleotides. Its product is annotated as fasciclin-like arabinogalactan protein 3. Gene Ontology annotation, cellular component: plasma membrane. NCBI's taxonomy places the organism in Eukaryota, Viridiplantae, Streptophyta, Magnoliopsida, Solanales, Convolvulaceae. Bases 231 to 1052 code for a protein of 273 amino acids. The record is from RefSeq and is a predicted model, not a curated record. The transcript has a single exon.